AAGCCCGUCCGGUAAAGAUUCCAAAGCAUUUCCUGAUUUCCUGCAGCGCAAGUUAUUUCCUAGCUUGUAGAAAUAAGCGUAGCUCCCCAAGCUUAAUAGGCUAAUAGCUACCCUCACACCAACCAGCUCGACUCUGCUUCCUCUUCUUCGUCACAACUUUUCUGUUCUAAGCUCUGAACAUGACGAUCGAUCCUAAGGCUAAUAAUGGCGCAGCCCCAGAAGAGGCUACUCUGAAAGUCCCGUCCAAGGACCCGAAGAAGAAGAAGGAUGAGAAAAAGGAGGAAGAUCUCUCGGACGAGGACUUGGCGCUGAAGCAGCAAUUGGAGCUGUAUGUCGAAAGGGUUCAGGAUUCGGAUCCUGGUGUGCAGAAGCUCGCCCUAGAAAGCAUGAGGCAGGAGAUACGAACCUCAACAAGCUCCAUGACUUCUGUUCCUAAGCCAUUGAAAUUUCUCCGUCCGCACUAUGGAACCUUAAAGGCAUACUAUGAAACAAUGGCGGAUUCAGAUCUGAAGAAAUACCUUGCUGAUAUACUUUCAGUUUUGGCCUUGACUAUGUCAGCUGAAGGUGAACGGGAAAGCCUGAAAUACAGGUUAUUGGGUUCAGAGGGAGACAUCGGCUCAUGGGGUCAUGAGUAUGUAAGGAACCUUGCUGGAGAAAUUGCACAGGAGUAUACAAAGCGGCAGCAGAUUGAGGAGGCGCCAAUAGAUGAUCUUAUGGAGCUUGUGCAACAAAUUGUUGCAUUCCAUAUGAAGCAUAAUGCUGAACCUGAAGCUGUAGACCUUUUAAUGGAGGUUGAAGAUCUUGAUCUGUUAGUUGAACACGUUGAUGCUACAAAUUUCAAAAGAACAUGCUUGUACCUUACUAGUUCGGCCAGCCAGGAGUUGGUCAACCUUGAGAUCGAAGAGGAGAUACUCCAAGGCAGUGUUUUAAAAAGCUAUCUCCCUGGACCAGAUGAUAUGUUAGUGCUGGACAUAGCUUACAUGAUUUAUCUUAAGUUUGAAGAGUACCCUAGUGCACUUAGGAUUGCACUCUUCCUGGACAACUUGCAGUAUGUGAAGCAGAUAUUUACAUCUUGUGAUGAUGUUCUACAAAAGAAGCAGUUUUGUUAUAUUCUUGCUCGACAUGGUGUUGCAUUUGAACUUGAUGAAGAGAUGGUUGCAGACGAUGAUGACCGGGAAGCAUUGCAGGAUAUUAUCAACAACACCAAAUUAAGUGAGGGAUAUCUUACUCUUGCUCGUGAUAUAGAAGUAAUGGAGCCCAAAUCCCCUGAGGAUAUAUACAAGGUGCAUUUGCUUGAUGGCCGGGCAAGUGCUGGUGCGAGUGUCGACUCAGCGAGGCAGAACCUAGCCGCCACCUUUGUCAAUGCUUUUGUGAAUGCUGGUUUUGGCCAGGAUAAGUUGAUGACUGUUCCUGCCGAAGCUUCAAGUGGUGGUUCCACUGGAAGCUGGUUAUUCAAGAAUAAGGAACAUGGGAAAACCAGUGCUGCAGCAAGUCUGGGUAUGAUUCUGUUGUGGGAUGUGGAUUCUGGACUUGCACAGAUUGAUAAAUACUUCCACAGCAAUGACAACCAUGUCAUUGCAGGUGCAUUAUUAGGAGUUGGCAUUGUCAACUGUGGUAUUAAGAAUGAUUGUGAUCCUGCGUUGGCACUUCUAGGUGAUUAUGUAGGAAAAGAUGAUUCAAGUGUUCGAAUUGGUGCAAUAAUGGGCCUUGGCCUCGCUUAUGCAGGAACCCAAAAUGAACAGAUAAGAAGGAAAUUAUCUCCAAUUCUGGGAGAUGCAAAAUCUCCACUUGAUGUGAUUGCCUUCACUGCUAUCUCAUUGGGUUUGAUUUAUGUUGGCUCAUGCAAUGAAGAGGUUGCUCAGGCCAUUAUCUUUGCCUUAAUGGAUAGAAGUGAUUCAGAAUUGGGCGAGCCCCUCACUCGGCUUCUGCCUUUAGGCCUUGGCCUUCUAUAUCUUGGGAAGCAGGAAAGUGUGGAGGCAACAGCUGAGGUGUCCAAAACUUUUAAUGAAAAAAUUAGGAAAUAUUGCGAUAUGACCCUACUAUCUUGUGCCUAUGCUGGAACUGGGAAUGUACUCAAGGUUCAAAAUCUUCUGGGGCACUGUGCACAACAUCUUGACAAGGGUGAGACACACCAGGGUCCUGCUGUUCUUGGAAUUGCUAUGGUAGCAAUGGCUGAAGAAUUGGGUCUUGAGAUGGCCAUUCGAUCAUUAGAACAUUUAUUACAAUACGGAGAGCAGAACAUCCGGAGGGCAGUUCCUUUAGCUCUUGGUCUCCUUUGCAUAUCCAAUCCGAAGGUCAAUGUUAUGGAUACGUUAAGUAGACUCAGUCAUGAUACAGAUUCAGAAGUGGCAAUGGCGGCCAUCAUAUCGUUAGGUCUUAUAGGUGCAGGCACAAACAAUGCUCGAAUUGCAGGCAUGCUUCGCAACCUUUCGAGCUAUUACUACAAAGAAGCUAGCCUGCUCUUCUGUGUGCGGAUUGCUCAAGGUCUUGUUCAUUUGGGGAAGGGGUUGCUGACUCUUGCACCAUACCAUUCUGACCGGUUUUUGUUGUCGCCGACUGCACUUGCUGGAUUAUUAAUCAUGCUUCAUGCCUGUCUUGAUAUGAAAUCAAUCAUCUUGGGAAAAUACCACUAUGUCCUGUACUUUCUUGUUUUGGCAAUGCAGCCGAGAAUGCUGCUGGCUGUGGAUGAAAAUUUGAAACCUCUGUCUGUGCCGGUACGGGUGGGCCAAGCUGUUGAUGUGGUUGGCCAGGCUGGUCGACCCAAGACCAUAACAGGAUUCCAAACACACUCAACCCCUGUUUUACUUGCAGCUGGUGAUAGGGCUGAAUUAGCUACAGAGAAGUACAUUCCACUUUCACCCAUCCUGGAAGGUUUUGUGAUCUUGAAAGAGAACCCCGAGUACCGGGAUGAUCGUUGAACUUGAUGUUUCCAGAAACCUUGUGAAUUGUGAUUACAAUUUCAUCAAUCAGAAGUUUCCAACCUGGUGGGCAUGGACCCUCUUGUGCGCGUUGCUAACAGGGAAGUGGCUGUCAUUCCGGUGUGAAGUUGGGAGUAUCUGGAGAUCUCCCUGACCUUGUAUCAACGGUUUUUAAUUUACGCAUACGUAUGCUUGAAAAGGGAAGGGGCUAAAGGUUUUUAAUUUAUCCAUACAAAUGCUUUGGAAAGGAAGGUACUAAAGAGAGGAGAAAGGGGAAGACUUGGGGAAGGGGUUGUAAUUUAAACACCGAGAUUUCGACUUGCAUCCAAAUUCUUAACUUUUUUGUUUUA
Molecule: messenger RNA, 3268 nt
Organism: Nelumbo nucifera (sacred lotus)
Lineage: Eukaryota; Viridiplantae; Streptophyta; Magnoliopsida; Proteales; Nelumbonaceae
Product: 26S proteasome non-ATPase regulatory subunit 2 homolog A
Biological process (GO): regulation of protein catabolic process; proteasome-mediated ubiquitin-dependent protein catabolic process
Cellular component (GO): proteasome regulatory particle, base subcomplex; proteasome complex; nucleus
Molecular function (GO): enzyme regulator activity
Source: RefSeq, a predicted model, not a curated record